Molecule: messenger RNA, 2057 nt
Organism: Bufo bufo (common toad)
Lineage: Eukaryota; Metazoa; Chordata; Amphibia; Anura; Bufonidae
Gene: GSTCD
Product: glutathione S-transferase C-terminal domain containing
Exons: 12
Coding region: 76-1956 (626 amino acids)
Source: RefSeq, a predicted model, not a curated record
UGCGGUUGCACAGCUGGGCCGGAAGUGCCCGUGCACAUGGAUGUGGCUGAAGAAGCGGCAUCUGCAUAGACUGUAAUGAAGGCAGCAGCCCCCAGCACAGGAAACAUGAAGGAUACAGAUACUGAAGAACUUUAUCUAGAUUGUGACCUUCACCGUGAGGACACCGUGCUUCCUCUUCAUACAUCCAUUGUACUGUUCUUGAUGUCUUAUUGUGACUGUAAGACUUUUACAACUUUUCUAGUGGUACCAGAAGACGACCACAGGAUUCCUCAGCGAGGUUUGUUCCCAAGUAAACUGGACGUCUCCAUCAUUUCCAGAAAAGAUCUUCCAGCAAUUGCUCAGAGCUGUCGCCUGCCUGCGGUUAUUGAGGCUUCUGGCGCAUUCUGCAGAGCAGGUCUGGCGGUGGUACUUAGACACAUCAUACAGAAAACACACAGUGCAGAUCCCUCCAGGAAGGACGUGCUUGAACUUCUAGGGUUUAAAAAGACCUGUUUAAAGGCAUGUGCUGAGGUUAGCCAGUGGACCAGGCUCUGUGAGCUCAGCAUCCCAUUGGCGGUGGAAUCCUUUCUGAAAGAGCCAUCUGCCACCAUUCCUCCAGAAGUUUUUCGGCUUGAAAGAAAGCUUGGCGAGCCAGUCAGAGUCCACAAUGAUGACAAGAUACGGCGACAAAAGAUGCAGCAGCAAAUUAAAUCCAAUGAGACAGGCAAAAAGAAGGCAGGACAGGAAGAACCAUUUGAGGGAAGCCUUGAGAAACCUCAGAGUUUGGAGCUGACUGCAGCUUUGUCCAAACUUAGUGUUCAAGAUGUGCCCUCUAAAAUGGCAAGAGAACCUGCGCACAUCAGGAAAGCAAAGACCUCAGACCUCCCAUCUCUUGAACAUGUAUUUGCCGAGGGCCUUUAUUUUACUCUGACUGAUGUUGUACUACUGCCUUGCAUCCAUCAUUUUCUGGUUGCUCUCCAGAAGGUAUCACCAGAGAAGAUUUAUGGGCUUCCUCUAUUAACGGACUGGUAUGAUCGGGUCCUCCAGGUCCAAGGUGUGCAGAAGGCAGCUGCUGCAUCUAAUAUAUCUUUUCUCCAUUUUGUUAAAGUGGAUUCCCAGCACCGAGAGCCACCAGCAUCAACUAAAAUAGACCCAGAAGAAAAAGUAUUUCCAGAAAGCCACUUUCUUGGAGGCCCCAGGCCAACUAUGAGUAAGCUAAAAAACCAUGGUGUUGAGGCAGUAUUUUCUCCUCAUCCGUGCCCAUCCCAAAAUAUUGACUGGGGAAGUCUUCCCGCAGCAGUAAGCCCAUCAGAAGGUAAGAUGUCCAGUGACCGUGCCGUGAGGAAACAGCAGCAGCUGAAUAAUCUCUUAUCAGUCGUCACUAAUAUGGCAAAACCUGGAGACACAAUUGUGGACUUUUGUAGUGGAGGGGGUCACGUGGGAAUUGUUUUGGCAUACAUGCUGCCAUCAUGUCAGAUCGUUCUGAUAGAGAAUAAAGAAGAGUCUUUGAUUCGUGCCAGGGACAGAAGUAAUGGAUUAGGAUUAACGAAUAUCUGGUUCAUUCAAGCAAACCUGGAUUACUUUACAGGGAAGUUUAAUAUUGGGGUAGCACUACAUGCAUGUGGAGUGGCAACAGAUAUGGUGAUAGAGCACUGCAUCAUUGCUAGAGCGGCAUUCGUCAUCUGCCCCUGCUGCUAUGGUUUUAUCCAGAAUACAGUCAAGACCACGUUUCCACGAAGUUGCCGCUUCCAGAAUGUACUAUCUUACAAGGAGCACAUGGUGCUUUGUAGAUUUGCAGAUCAGACAGCUGUCCAGCUUCCUCCGGAGCGGAGGCUGAUAGGGAAGAACUGCAUGGGUUUGGUUGACCUGGAUCGAGCUUGGGCUGCUGAGCAAUAUGGCUAUAAAGCCCAAGUGAUCUCAAUGGAACCAGAAAGUUGCUCACCAAAAAAUAAUUUUAUUGUUGGCUCUCCAAUUUAGUUUUUUAUUUUAUUAUUAUUAUUAUCUUUUUUUACAUAUACUGGCCACAUGGCAAUUUUUUAUGAUUACAUCCCAUUAGAAUAAAAAUCAUCAAAUAUGGU